GCAGAUUUAUUUAUGGGUUCAUUCUUCUUCCAAGAUAAUGCUUCUUCUUCUUCUUCUUCUUCUUCUGCCUGCUCGUGACUAAUCCCGCCGUUGCUUGCCUCCCUCCCUCGCGAAAAUCCACGGGCGGCGGCGUCGUUUUCCGGCAUCCUGGUUCCUGUCUGCAACAUCUUUCGUCAAGACCGGACUCCCCAUUUCUCAAACUAUGCUCCAAGGGAAACGGACUCCAGGGCUGUCCGAGAUCCCGAAAUCCCUGCUUUAGGGGCAACCCAAAAUGGGAACUUGUGUUAGCAAGAGCAAGAAAGCCAAACGCCGGCCUCCGAGACAUUCGGCGAAGGAUUCGGCCGCCGAACAAGACGCGGCGUCCAGAAACCCGCCGGAGGAGGAGAAGGUGAAGGAGGUGCUGUCCGAGACGCCCAAGCCGAGCCUCCCUGCGAGGCCCAUUGAGAAGGCGAGGCCCGUUGAGAAGGAGAGCCCCAUCGAGAAGCAGGCAGCGGAGAAGCCCCAUCCACCGUCGCCGGAGAAGAUCCGGGUACCGCCGGAGGAAGAGAGUGUCGAGGUGUCGGAGACGGUCAGUGUGAGCGAAACUGCGUCGGCGGCUGUGACGGAGGACAGCAAUGCGACGGAAGUGCAGCAGCCGAGCCGGAGAGGGCAGUUUUCCAGCAGGAGGGAGGAUCUCCGCGCCAGGAAAAGCGCCUCUCCUGCGAGAAGGAGGGAGGCGUCCCCUGGGAGGAGGUUGGAGGGCGUCGGCCCGAGAGCUGUCGGAAGAGCUGUUUCUGCCGGCCGAGACGGUAGGAGUCCAGCGGGAGAGCGCCGGAACGUGGUCAGGAGGGUCAGUGGUGAACUGGGUCCGAGGAGUAAUGGCCCAAGAUCGAGGUCUCCGGCAACUCGAGGAGAUCCCGGUGGCCGACCGGCCGUCAACCGCAGCGGCUCGAGGAGGAUCCCGCAGUCACCAAGCCGAGGUCCUGCAUCAGCCACAAAGGACCGAAGUCAAAGUUUAGUAGAUGAUGUUGGUGGUAUUGGUGGUGGCGGCGGUGGCGGUGUUGGCGGUGAUAUGAAGCCACAGGAGCAGCCAGGUUCUGCUCCUAAUGAGUCUCUUGAGAACCCUCAUGUUGCUUUGGAAUGCUUCAUCUUUCUCUGAUUUCCACACUUAUCCUGCUUUGUGGUUUUGAGAUCUGCUCUGAUCGGAAAAGUGAGGCUCAGGUGGGGUCUAAGACCGCCGGGAAAGGUAAAAGUGAUAGCUUCUAGUGGCUGCAGACGAUGGUAUAGAUAGAUAGGUUAGGUUGGAAGGGGAUUGACAUGGCAAAACUUUCAGCAGGCCUCUUUUGUGUACAUUUUUUCACCUAAGUGCUAUGGAAAGGAAUCCUGAUUUUAAUUUGCACCA
Messenger RNA from Nymphaea colorata (pocket water lily), 1381 nucleotides. RefSeq lists its product as uncharacterized. The transcript has a single exon. The record is from RefSeq and is a predicted model, not a curated record. NCBI's taxonomy places the organism in Eukaryota, Viridiplantae, Streptophyta, Magnoliopsida, Nymphaeales, Nymphaeaceae. Bases 272 to 1138 code for a protein of 288 amino acids.